AUGCAAGAUUCUAUUCUUAACUUUGAAGAUCAUUCAUAUAAUCAUCCAUCAGAAACAUUACCUCAAAUUUAAGAAUAAAAAUAAAAGAAUCCUAGUGAAGCUAAAAAUAUACCUAAAAAUAUAGGUGGACUCUUAAAAAAUCAUUUCGGUAUUAUUUUAAUCUAAUAAUGUAGUAAAUCGAUGUUUUCCCUAAGUAAAGGAUAACAAAGUUAUUAAACAUUUCAUCUCUUUAUAAUCAAAGAAAAAAAAUUAUUCAAGAGAGGACAUCAAAAAGGUAUUGGAGAACAAAGAAGCUGCAAAUAUUGCAAAGAAAUACUUUGCAAGCUUCGAAAUUAUAGAAGACAUCCUUCAUUCAGAAAAAGUACCAGAAAUAACAACUUUAUUAAAAUAUAUCAGAAAAUUUUUUAUUGCUUCCUAUUAUCCAGAGACUCUAUCCACACUUAAAUUACCAGAAUGA
Paramecium pentaurelia is the source of this 457-nucleotide messenger RNA. The record is from the annotation of a GenBank genome assembly. Lineage: Eukaryota; Ciliophora; Oligohymenophorea; Peniculida; Parameciidae.